GUAGUAGUAUUUAUGGAGCCGCAGCGAAAGGACACAAAUUUAACGAAUUUCAAUUUUUAGAUCACGUGCCUUAUAAACUUAAUAAUAUAUGUAUAUAUGUAGAGUGUAUGCAUAUAUAUAUAAAUGUAUAUAUGUAUGUUAUAUAGUGUUAUAGUUACAUUUAAAUUUAAGUGAAUUAUUAGAGUGUAUAUGUGAAUGUGUGUGUGUCGUGCCAGUAUUAGCCUGUAGCCUUCUAACAAGACGGGCUGACUGGGGCACACAAAACAAAGUUAUUAAAAGUUCAAAAAAAUAAAUGAAACUAAACUGAAAUUAUAAGAAAAAGUCAUUUUGUUUUAAGUUACAUAUAAUACAAGUAUUAAUCAAUACUUAAAGAACAAGUGAAAUUCAUGUUUUUUUUAUUUUAAUUAAUUAAUACCUUUUAUGAAUUGAAAUGAAUUGAUAACCCCGUACCUAUAAUAUAUACAUACUUAUGAACAGACUCGUUAGCAUUCGAAAUUGAUAUUGAAACGAGGUUGUUGAUUGUAUAUAUAGUAAGUAGUUGGAUUAGAAUAGUGCUUUUUGCAACAUUUAAAGGAGCUUACAAAAACUACUAAUAAUAAAAUUAAAAAAUAUACAAAAUAAUAAUAAUAAAAAAACGAGGCUAUAAACAAUUGACGCCAGUGUAACGUGUUUGAGAUGUCCUUAAAAAGUGAUCAGGAGAUAUUGGAAAAUUCAAUGCACGAAGAUGAUCCAAAUGGCAAUUCCGCACUGGAGCAGACAUUUACAGAGAAAGCUUCACCGCGAUGGGGUCCACAGCAUAAGGGAGCUCAAGAGUUGGCAAAAUUAUAUAGUCCAGGAAAACGUGCUCAGGAAUUUCUUUGUGUCUACACAUGUAUUGCUCUAAUGAUAAUUGAUUUCAUCUUAAUAUUAAAACACUUUCAUUUCGAUCGAAUAAUUGUCACCUGCAUAUCAGCUAUAUGUGGUAUUAUUACAGCAGAUUUUGGUUCCGGUCUAGUUCAUUGGGCAGCCGAUACUUGGGGUUCAGUCGAACUACCCAUCAUAGGGAAGAAUUUUCUACGACCAUUUCGGGAGCAUCAUUUAGAUCCUACGUCCAUAACACGUCAUGAUUUUAUCGAAACAAAUGGUGAUAAUUUUAUGGUCAGCAUUCCGAUAUUGGGAUUUUUGGCCUAUAGUUUUAAUACAAAAUCGCACAAUGACAUACAGCAAGAUUUUGGUUGGAUUUCGUAUUUAUUUUUAUGUUCGAUUUUUGUUGCCAUGACCAAUCAGAUUCACAAAUGGUCUCAUACAUAUUGGGGUCUACCGAAAUGGGUACUAUUUUUGCAAAAUUAUCAUAUAGUAUUGCCACGCAAACAUCAUCGCAUCCAUCAUGUUGCACCGCAUGAAACUUAUUUUUGCAUAACAACCGGUUGGUUAAAUUGGCCAUUGGAAAAGUUAAGAUUUUGGUCAUUGCUAGAGAGUCUUAUCGAACAUUUCACGGGACUUAAGCCACGCGAUGAUGACUUAAAAUGGGCUAAAAAAGUUACAUAGCUACUUAUAGAUUACAUAAAAUGGACCAAUAAAAUUUAAUUUACGAAAACUACAUACUACAACAUUUACUACUAUUUAUUAAAAAAAGCAACACAAAACAAUUAAAUGAAAGAAUUCAACUAUUUAUCUUGCUGAAUGUACAAAAACAAAAAAAGUUUAAAGAAAACAAUACGGACAAAAUUUUACAAUUUUUGCUACAUAAAAAGAAAAAACUACAAUAAUAUAAAAUAAUAUUUUAAACAGAGAAUCACAGUUUAGGUAAUUAAAUAUAGUUAAAAUAGUUUGUUAAAAUUAAAAUCCUCUUAAAAUAAGGCUAAACAAACUACUUAAAAAGUAACACCUAAAAGUAGACUAUUAAACCUUUUAGCAAACUAUGACUAUUUUACUAUUAUAAACUGUUAUUCUCUUUUUAUAUUAAACGCAUAAUUUAUUUUUACAACUUUUUAUAUUGUUUUGAAUAAGAUUUAAAAGAGAACGAGUUUUUAUUGCACAACUAUUAUUAAAUUGUAAUUUUUUCAUAAACAUUUUUAAACAAAAAAUUCACAACAAUAACAAUGUUUUUUUAGUAUUAAGAUUAACAACAACAUAAAAGAACUCUAAAACAUGUUUUAUUUAGUAUUUGGGUUUUUUGAUAUUAAAAAUAAUUUAAGCAAUAUAUUAAAAUAGAAAUCAAAAAUAAUUAUAAAUUUAUAUUUAUAUGGAUUAAGAUGAAAAAUGAAAAAAAGGUACUUUUUAGACCUUUUUUUUCACUAUAAUUUAAGUUUAGUUUUAAUCGUAUGUUACAAAGAAGAAAAAAAAAACAGAAAAAUUGUUCAUUAAAUACAACUGAAAAACUCCACCACCAUUGCUAAACGGGAAAGUAAAUGGUAUUGUUAAAAAGAUAUCAAUCAAUCAUUUCAUAACAAUUAGUAAUAUAAUUUGUUUGUUAUUAUUGAUACAUUUUAUAUUACAUUUUAGCUGUGUGUGUGUGUUUGUACUUAUAAAUACGGUUGUUAAGUGUUAUUUACUCAUAAAUAUGCAAUAGAAAUUUAUCAUGUUGUUCUUACUAAAUAUAGAUUGUUAUUUUCACACCCAUUUUAAAUAGCAGGAAACAAUCGGAUUUUUACAAUACUAGUUUAGUACUUUUCCAUAAUAAGUCAAAUGUUAAAUUUCUUUAAGAUCUUAAAAUAAGGUUAGGUUGAAUGUACAUUAGAGAUGUCCAAAAUAUUUCGAUUUUGCUCAGAUGGGUUUUAUUUUGUUUAUUAGUGUCUAAUACUUUCUGGUGUAAAAUUUUAGUAAUUUUGGCUAACAAUAACCUAUGCCAAUGUCUACUGAGAAUACGUAGCAUCAUACUAACCUCUGACUUAUACAUUCUUAGGAGGCUUCUUAUCCUCCUCUCGUUAGGGCCACCUUAUAGUAUUUCAGUUUUUCAACCCAAUGUUCGAUUAUGUAUUUCAAGUGACCACAUGGGAUUCUCUUGCUCAUGAUUUUAAUUCAGCCCUCGUUGCCACGAAUGGUUUUGCAUUCGUCAGGAUUACUUCUUCAAGAUACCUUUCCUUUACAGCAAGUAAAUUUAUUCCUUUUUGGCUAAUUAUUUUGCUCAGAUGGGUUUUAUUUUGUUUAUUAGUGUCUAAUACUUUCUGGUGUAAAAUUUUAGUAAUUUUGGCUAACAAUAACCUAUGCCAAUGUCUACUGAGAAUACGUAGCAUCAUACUAACCUCAGACUUAUACAUUCUUAGGAGGCUUCUUAUCCUCCUCUCGUUAGGGCCACCUUAUAGUAUUUCAGUUUUUCAACCCAAUGUUCGAUUAUGUAUUUCAAGUGACCACAUGGGAUUCUCUUGCUCAUGCUUUUAAUUCAGACCUCGUUGCUUCGAAUGGUUUACUUCAUCAAGCUGCCUUUCCUUUACAGAAAGUGAAUUCGUUCCUUUUUUGCUGAUUAUCCCCGAGUGGUCUGUUACCCAUAUAAUGUAGAGCUUACCAAUGGAAGAGUUUCGGUAAUGGGUCUCUUACAGUCCAAUAUUUAAAGCUAUUGGCUAAUAUUGACCUUGUUGCCUUCUGGCUGUUGGAAAAUAUGUUAAACUUCGUUAUCGCUUCAAUCUAUUUUGCAUAUAGCUCAGAUUUCCGCGUGGAAGCUAGUUUUGUGAUUAUGGUAUGUUUACUAUAAUCGACCAUUUCUGUUUCUGGUAUUCGAACGGAAAUGUCUGGUCUUUGCGCAUAACCUUCAACAAUAUCAUUUCAUCUAAAAAUAAGAGCCGCUCGGCUGUUAGAUCGAAAUGAAAUCCAGCAAUGUUUUCUGAACUUAUCACUUAUACUCCAACAACAUGUAGGGUGAACUCCUUAUAGUGGCAUUAUGUUAUACUUUUUGUUCAUAUUAGUCUACCCGAUUAUAGAAGCGUAAGUUAGAAUUGAUAUAAUUAUGCUUUUAUAAAACCAGUGUGUCAUAGUUGUACUAAGACCUCAUUUCGAGCCUUUGAAUCGCCUACAUAAUGGUCAACAUUGUUGUUGUAACAGUUCUACUGUGUCCGAUAGUUCUUUCCUGGGGAAAAACUUUUGGUUGAUACAGCUGUCGCUGGGUUGGCAAUCUUUGGCCGAGUCGUUUCGGUGCGAAGAUAUGCUUUGUUGGUUCUAUCCUUUAUAUGGAUUUCCAUUUUAGUUUCUGAUCAAGAUUUUUAACCAUAACGAUUACUGAUAUCGUCCUGUCAAAGUACCUGGUUAAAUAUGAUAAGCUAUGUCCUUCUUUCUUGUGAAAAGACAGGUUUCCAUUUUAGUUGGGAUAUUUGGAUCCUUACCUCUUACGAUAUCGUAGCUAGUCUAAAUCAUUUAUCGGUUGAGGUUCUUAUAUAACGAAUAUGUCUUUUAUGGCCUCCCCUUUUCUCCGUAUCCGUUUCUCUAUUAUAGCUGUUUAUAAAAUGUUGAUAAACAACACUCCAUUAGGAAUUUAAUGAUCUUUCCAUAUCCUUUGUUGUUGUUGUAUCUUCUAAUACAAUACAAUUUUUAAAUAACUAUGGUUCUGUGUCGUUGAGAUCAAAGCCAAGAUGUUGUGCAACCUCAACUGGAUGAGUCCAAAAGUCUUCAGAACUGAGUGAGGUAGGAUUGGCACUGCAGUUAAAAAGGUGAGGACCUUCACCACAGGCUGGGCAUAUGUUAGGGAUGUUGUAGUCUAUACGAGACCAAUAGGCAUUAAGUCUAUUACUCCAUCCAGAUCUCAGUUGUACCAGAACUACUCUUGUUUUACGUGGCAGUAUAUGUUCAUCUUCUGCAAUAGGCGGUGGGCGACCUUCAAGUACGAUAUUGAUAUGAUAAUCUGCAACAGUUUUGACAAAAUUCCAUUACAAAUUUUGAACUUUAGCAAGGAACUAACAUUUAAAUUUUGAAUUUUAAAACAUAAUAUUGUAAAGUCAUCAGGAGUCUUCAUGUCAGACAAUUUGGCCAUUAGAAUGAGUGACAGUUGUGAAUCUUUUUAUUGCAGCAAUAACCUGAUUAUUCAAAUAUUUAUGAUAUUUUUGUAGGUAUUACACCACAUUAUCGCUAAAAUGUUUUCUUAAAUUAGUUGAAUAAUUUUGAUAUUUGUAAAUUGUAUUUAAGUAAUGGUUGUGGAAAAUCAAAUGCUUUAACAAAAGAAUUGCCUUAAUAUUUACACAUUAACAAAUAAGCGAAACGAUUAUUUUUUUUAUUAUAAAUUAUUAUUUUUAUAAAUUAGCAACACGUCAUAAAAAUAAAUUAGCUUUAUACUUUUUAAUGAUAAAUACACAAGAUUAUUAAGAUAAA
Messenger RNA from Lucilia sericata (common green bottle fly), 5274 nucleotides. It is a transcript of the gene Kua, whose product is annotated as plasmanylethanolamine desaturase. NCBI's taxonomy places the organism in Eukaryota, Metazoa, Arthropoda, Insecta, Diptera, Calliphoridae. Gene Ontology annotation, molecular function: oxidoreductase activity. The transcript has 6 exons. Bases 676 to 1527 code for a protein of 283 amino acids. The record is from RefSeq and is a predicted model, not a curated record.